Messenger RNA from Gekko japonicus, 2392 nucleotides. RefSeq names its product nucleoporin 50kDa (gene NUP50). Lineage: Eukaryota; Metazoa; Chordata; Lepidosauria; Squamata; Gekkonidae. The transcript has 9 exons. Gene Ontology annotation, cellular component: nuclear pore. Gene Ontology annotation, biological process: protein import into nucleus. The coding region runs from base 254 to 1651 and encodes 465 amino acids. The record is from RefSeq and is a predicted model, not a curated record.
GUCUGGGAGGCGGCGAUGUGGUAAGCGGCCGCGGCUUUGGCUGGCUCCGAGGGAGGCCGGAGGCGACGCCGGUUGGCGGGCGAGACGGCCGGAGAGAGCUCCGGGGCCGCCGGGAACCGGUAGAAGGCCGGGGCCGCCUGCUCUGCGCCGAAGCCGGGAUAUUUUCAUGUGAAGAUAUGUCCGUGUUCUGCUGAAGACGUACUCAGUUUACCCCAUAAAUGUGUGAUGCCUGAGGUCAAAGUAGUGGUGUAAAAUGGCUAAGAGGGUGGCAGAGAAAGAGCUGACGGACAGGAACUGGGAUCAAGAAGAAGAAACAGAGGAGGUAAAAAAUAUGGGAACUUUCUCAAUGGCCAGUGAUGACGUUUUGAAGAACCGAGCAAUUAAGAAGGCAAAGCGUAGAAAUAUGGGAUUAGAGUCUGACAGUGGAGGAGCUUUUAAAGGUUUUAAAGGUUUUUCUCUGUCUUCUGGAGCUGCUGGGUUUUCUGGCUUUGGCAAUGGCACCAGAACAAAACCCUUUGGACUCUCCAAUGGUAGCAGCAGCGUUACAAACACUUCUUCAUUGAUCAGCUUCAAGGCAGCUGCUGAAACACAAACAACAUUAACCAGCUCUGUGGUAUCCAGUGGCUCAAUGAAUAUUCCAGGGGCUGAGAAGAAACCUGCAAGCCUAGAAACGAACGGUGAGAGUCAGCCGCCGCCGCCCUCGGGAUCCACUCAGAGGCCAGCGUGCAGCUCUGAUGUUUACCACAAGCAGCUGGCUGCUCUCAACUGUUCCGUGCGUGACUGGAUAGUAAAGCAUGUAAAUGCCAAUCCGCUCUGUGACUUGAGCCCAAUCUUCAGAGACUAUGAAAAAUACCUAGCCGAGAUAGAGCAACAUGGGAUCAGCAGUGACAGCGGCUCGGAAAGCGAUAGUAACAAGGCAGUCGGAAGUCAGCCGGGCCCCACGUUCAGCAGUUCAAAUCUCCAACAGAGCUCACCAUUUUUCUUUAGCAGCAACAAGUCUGAGGAUUUGCCUGGAAAGAGUAUGGAAUUGGAAAAGAAACCAGAACCAAAACUAGGCUCUAAGUCAGCAGUCACGUUUACUUUUGGCAAGAGCGUCAACAGCUCAGGGCUGAAUUCUAGCGCGUUGCCUAAUUUCUCAUUCUCUUCUGGGAGCGCGAGUUUAUUUGGAAAAGAUGCAAGCCAGGGCAGCGUUCCUUCGUUUCCCAGCAAGGCGUCAGAGACACCGAUGGAAAGUGCCAGCAACGAAGACAAAGGAGAGGAGGAGGAGGAGCCACCAAAAGUUGUUGUUAAUGAAAUAAAGGAAGAUGACGCCUUCUACUCAAAGAAAUGUAAAAUCUUCUACAAGAAAGACAAUGAAUUUAAAGAAAAAGGUGUAGGAACAUUGCACUUGAAGCCUGCAGGAAAUCAGAAGACUCAGCUGUUAGUACGAGCAGACACGAAUUUAGGCAACAUCCUGCUGAACAUUUUGGUGCCCCCUAACAUGCCGUGCUCAAGGACAGGGAAGAACAACGUCCUCGUUGUCUGCAUUCCAAACCCACCCAUCGACGAGAAGAACGCCACCGUCCCUGUCCCUAUGCUGAUCCGGGUCAAAACGAGCGAGGAUGCCAACGAACUGCACAAGAUCCUGACGGAGAAGAAGGAGGAGGCCUGAAGCCGUGGCCCUGGGGGAUGCCGGGAGGAGGAGGAGGACUUGCCAAACUGCUGCUGCUGCUACUCACUUUUACCCUUUGACUCUGAUUAGUCGCUUCACUCACUACUCUUACAUUCUGAGAACUGGUAUAAGAAUGCUGGCGAGAGCAAGAGAAAGCAAGGAGGCCAAUAAAAGCUUUAACUUGAUAACGUGUGUCCAUCGUUCGUCCCUUCCGUAGUCUGAAGCACCCAAUGCAUGAGCCUUACUUGAAUAUAAUAAAGCGUAUAAAAAUAAAUAAUUGGGGGAGAAAAAUCUGCUGACCACACUGAAGUGCUGAUGGAAGGCGAUGUCAGAAAUGCUGUGGAGGAAGAAUGGAGGGCGGGGGGGGCAUUGAAUCUGCUGUAGGAACGUAUUUCAGAAUCUGGACUGUGAUUACCUCUCCAGUUGCUCUUUUGGUUUUGUUGGGGUAGCUAACAUUUCACACAGAGCAGUGUAACGCCGCCUCCCAGGGAAAUGCUUGAUGUUUAAGGUUGCCAUUCAGCAGACAUGGGUGCACGUUGACUUCAGUGUUCUUCACAAAGAACUGUCCUCUCAUGGUGCUUGUAAGCCGGUUGUUGUGCCCCAGUGGCACAACCAUCUCUCCUGUAUUGCAGGGAUUCGGGGGGGUGGGAAGGGAGGCUGGAGGCCAGAGACGCCUCGUUCCCUGGAGAUGUCAAGGGAGAACAUAAUCUGAAUAUGUUCAUUCCAAUGCAGGUUAUUUCG